This is a messenger RNA of Aspergillus welwitschiae, 684 nucleotides long. RefSeq lists its product as uncharacterized. Lineage: Eukaryota; Fungi; Ascomycota; Eurotiomycetes; Eurotiales; Aspergillaceae. Gene Ontology annotation, biological process: protein phosphorylation. Bases 1 to 684 code for a protein of 227 amino acids. The record is from RefSeq and is a predicted model, not a curated record. Gene Ontology annotation, molecular function: ATP binding; protein kinase activity. The transcript has 3 exons.
AUGUCUAAAGAGAUUGAAUUGAACCCACCCGAGGUUGAAUUCCUCGAAAAGCUAAAGGAGAGUAAGUACUCCGUGGUAUUCAAAGUCCGUUUCAGGGAACGAAUAUGUGUCAUGAAGGUGUAUCAUGAUAGGGGUCCGUCCGAGUGGGAUCCCCCUUACCGGGAAGUCAAUCUCUUCAUCUCCGAGUCUACCGCCUACCAUCGACUAGAAUCGAGGGGCUUAUGCCAGAGGGGGGUUAUCCCAGACUUCUAUGGAACAAUUAGAAAGAUUCAACCGGCUGAUUGGCCAAAUCUUGAGAUGUUCCUAAACGACAAAUUACCGCCCAAUGCUGUCCUUAUCGAGUAUAUUCCAAACCUGCAGCAAAUCGACCUAUCCAACUACUCACCGAAACGCCUGACUAAAUUCCGUGAGAUCCUCGACGAUAUUCACGCGGCUGGAGUUCUCCAUGCUGAUCCGAAGCCUCGCAAUAUGAUGGUGUCCUUAUCGGAGGACGACAGGGUACUCUGGAUAGACUUUGAUUCUGCCCAGACAUUUCCAGAGAGUGGUGAUAUGUCUCCAAGACAACGAAAAUGGAUUGAAGGAGAGGAUGAGAUGGUGGAUUAUUUUGUUGAUGCCUUGGCGAAAGAUUUCGAAGAAGGAAAGCUGAAUCGCACGAUUUCGUACUAUUAUGAAUGGUACGUGUAG